Molecule: messenger RNA, 537 nt
Organism: Suillus paluster
Lineage: Eukaryota; Fungi; Basidiomycota; Agaricomycetes; Boletales; Suillaceae
Exons: 1
Coding region: 1-537 (178 amino acids)
Source: RefSeq, a predicted model, not a curated record
AUGACUAUGAGCUUCCUGCUCAUGCUCCCAACGAGCUUCUCACUCAUGCUCCUGAUGACCUUCCUGCUCCCAAUGACAUUCCCACUCCUAAUGACAUUCCUGCUCCUGACAACAUUUCUACUCCUGAUGACUUCUGCUCCUGAUGACUUUCCUGCUCCUGAUGACUUUCCCGCUCCUAAUGAGCCUCAUGCUCCUAAUGACUUUCCUGCUCCUGAUGACUUUCCCACUCCUGAUGACUUUCCCGCUCCUGAUGACUUUCCUGCUCCUGAUGACUUUCCCACUCCUGAUAAUUUUCCUGAUCCCAAUGACCUUCCUGCUCCUGAUGAUUUUCCCGCUACAAAUGACCUUCCUGCUCCUGACAACUGUCAUAUACCAGAUCCGAGCACCUCCAAUACCACCUGUGAACAUCCCCACUGUCAUAUCCCAUACCUCCAGAUCCGGAAUUCCGGAUCUACUUCAUUGAAGUCCGGUCCUCCAUCCUGCUAUUCUGCCCGGCGCUCCACCUUCAUCUCCGUACUUGCCCCUAACUCCUUUUAG